Molecule: messenger RNA, 4811 nt
Organism: Oncorhynchus keta (chum salmon)
Lineage: Eukaryota; Metazoa; Chordata; Actinopteri; Salmoniformes; Salmonidae
Product: KICSTOR complex protein SZT2-like
Exons: 24
Coding region: 2674-3714 (346 amino acids)
Cellular component (GO): peroxisome
Source: RefSeq, a predicted model, not a curated record
CGUGAAAUUCUCAAUAAAAUAUUUUAUACCACUUAUCUGCACUCUUUUUCAGAAAGCUGGCAUAUUGGAAUCAAAAGUAGAACUACAAAACCGUUGAAGGCCUAGCUGUUGAACUCCGGUGGAGAAACGAAUACCGAAGCAUCCAGGUGGAGGAGCCAGACCAGGUGUACCUGCUAAUGAAGGAGGAAUACCGUAUCUCACGCAACGUACGUCUUGCCUGGUUCCUGGGCAAGCUCAAUCGGGUCAUCUGGCCGGUCCCAAAGUCUGAACUGUGUCUCAGCACAAGCUGUUCAAUGAGCACCUGGUGUCAGCUCGUGGGAACCCUGCAUUAGUGAUGAGGAGGAAGAAGCACGCAGUGAAGGAGGUGCACGCCCACCUGGUCAGUGUGGUGUCGGUCAGACUGAGAGAGGGAUACACCAUCAGGGAGAUCAACCUUACCAAAGGUUCUCUCCCUACAGCACAGUUGCUCUAAAGACCCCUUCCUUGUCCCAGUUUGCCUCAUACUGGAAGCCCAUCCUGUACAUGGAUGCAAACUUCUGGCAGAGAUGGCUUCACAUGCACCACAUCACCAUCAUCCUGGAGCACGACAUAUGUCCAGAUGUUGAUGUCAUCUGGGCUGGACACAGAGCCCCAGGGUAAUGGAGAGGAGGGUAAUGUAGAGGAUGAUGACACCCUGAUUAUCAGCAACAAAUCACAGGCCGAUUCUCACUCUGUCUCCACCAAUGGGCUGGAUGGUGGGUUGACUGGCGAGCUGAUGUCCCCUGUGGUGGUGGUCCUGUGGGACCCCGGUCGCGCCUGCUCUCCCCUGGAUCUGGGAGCUCCACGGUGGAGCAUGAUAACUGGGAGAGCCGGCCCUCUGAGCCAGAAAAUGGCACCAAAGGUGUGGAUGAGAGGGAUGGGGUGCAGUUUGCUGAGCCCCAGAAGGGAGACUUCCACAUCACGUUCAGUAGCCAGGUGUCCCAGUAGAGCUCAUGGGACCUGUCCCAUCCGUGCUGCCCUGUAUAUGUCUAUAACGGUUCCCUGGGCUCUCUGAAGGACCAGCUAGUCCAUCCCCACUUCAACAGGCAGCCAAGGGACAUCUUCAGACCUCAAGACGCUGAUUCCUAGGAGAUGCAUCAGCAGAUGAAGUUCAGGACUCUGAUGGGGAAGAGAAGAGACAACCUAGUGAAGAGGUUGUGUCAGAGGCUGAGCCUGCUACAGAGGACGGUACACGUCAGAGUGUGUCUCUGAACCACUCUCCAGGUCAGCCCUCUUCCUACCGCUCUGAUGAGGAUGUGAUGGGCGACCUGGACAGAGUAGUAGAGGUCGACGGGGUUGGAGGAGACUCUUUGUCCAAACUCUAAAUUCCCCACAAACUAGCCGUGUUAGCCACAAUGGAGGAGAUCCGUAGGCUCCUGGAGGAUGAGAUUGUGUCAGCUCUGCGUCACUCCCGGGUCAUCAGCUUGUCCACGCUACAGAAGGUGGCGGGUCACGUGCUUCGCUCAGGCGGGCGACCACGCUGCCACUGUGAGGUCGUUCCUCUGCAGUUUGUCUUCGGCCCUGAGCAGUCCCUGGAAAAGUUCAAAGAGGAGUUCCGUAGGAUGUCAGCAGGACAACUUCCACUACAUUUCUCGGAGUAGACUCCACCCACAGAGGAUCCAGGCUUCUAAGAGGCUGUCUGAGAGCGCUGUUAACAAUGAGGGGGUGGGACAGGCCACCCAACCCAAGAAUCACGGUGCUGAUGUGGAUGACAGUGCCAGGGCUCCGUCCAAUCAUGGGGGGGUUUCAACCUGACCAACUAGUUUAUUUCCAUACAUCCUCUUUGAUGAUCCUUUGAGUCGAAAUAAGGUGCAGGGAGAAGAGAAGAAGCCUGCUGUUGGGGAUGUUAGUGAUUCAGUUUUUCAUUUUUUUUUAUAUACCAAGUGCAACAAGGAGGCUUUUUGCAACGCUGUGAAAUGACAGAACCCAUUCACAUGGACCUGAGCCCUAGGGCCAUGACUCAGGACUACCUGACAUGAUGACUCCUUGCUGUCCCCAGUCCACCUGGCCGUGCUGCUGCUCCAGUUUCAACUGUUCUGCCUUAUUAUUACUGGACCAUGCUGGUCAUUUAUGAACGUUUGAACAUCUUGGCCAUUUUCUGUUAUAAUCUCCACCCGACACAGCCAGAAGAGGACUGGCCACCCCUCAUAGCCUGGUUCCUCUCUAGGUUUCUUCCUAGGUUUUGGCCUUUCUAGGGAGUUUUUCCUAGCCACUGUGCUUCUACACCUGCAUUGCUUGCUGUUUGGGGUUUCAGGCUGGGUUUCUGUACAGCACUUUGAGAUAUCAGCUGAUGUACGAAGGACUAUAUAAAUAAAUGUGAUUUGAUUUGAUUUUGAUCUGCAGAGAAGAAUGGGAUAAACUCUCCAAAUACAGGUGUUGCCAGCUUGUAGCAUCAUACCCAAGAAGACUUGAGGCUGUAAUCGCUGCCAAAGGUGCUUCAACAAAGUACUGAGUAAAGGGUCUGAACACUUAAGCAGCAGCACUCCGCUCAGAGCUGACAGACAGAAUAUUACAUGAGAUGACCCCCCCCCACAAACACACUCUUCUCUGUAGAGUCCAUGUUCCAACAUUGAGGUAGUGGCAAGCUGAGGCCCAGCAGAGUACAGAGUGUGGUCUCCAGUCAAGGCAGCCUGCACUCUGACAUACUGGGUUAAGAUGGUGGCAGCAGUGACUCUGAGUGUGAGGGCCCUACCAUCGACGAACAGGAGUCCCAGUCCCCCCUGGUGCCUGACUUCUGGCUCAUCGUUAAGAUCCACCAGGACAAAGCAGAGGUGUACUCCCACUCCAGGAGCUUCAACGAAGGGGGACGGAGUAGGGGAGGAGGAGGAGGUGCCAGAGUACUUACAGUUGCAUCAGAUGGUGGUGAGGAAGAUUGGGGAGAUCUUCCGUAUAGUCAAUCAGCGUCUGCUACUCCAGGACCUCAAUGACAGCCACGUGUGUAACUUUCUUCUGGUGGCAGAGAGUGAAGAGGAUAUCUGGAAGAACGAGUCCCUGUACAGACAGAGACUGAACAACUCUGAUGAUUACAAUGCUGAGGAGAACUACCAGCCACGGGACUACCUUGCUGCUACCAUGCAGUUCUUCCCAGUUCACUUUGCCUGUGAGGUGCUGUGGAGCACCGUCAUCCACAUCCACCCUCGCCUCAAAGUGGGAACCAACGUAGGUGUGUUCAGGGCUAUCCAGGCUCUGCGGUCAGUGCUCAACGCCUUGUGUGUGGUCAACAGGAAGAGCAUGUUUGUCUAUCAGGAGCGCACUACCAAAUCAGUCUUCUACCUCAGACUUUGUGAGACAUCUCAAACAGGGAAGUACUGUGAAACUGGAUGGCAGCCUACAGCCCAUGUCUCGCCCGGAGCCAGGAGCCCCUCUUCUCUCAGGAGUUCACGGGCUCCCGGUCAUCUCUGGAAGGUGUCCGUCCAGUGGGACAGGUGGACAAACACAUCCUGUUGCUGGUGCAUGGAGUGGGAAGUGCUGGCUUCCAUGUCUUCUCCCUGGACCUCCUCAGUGUCCACCUCUUGGACAUCAGACUCUGAGGCCUCAUCUUCACUGUCACUUUCCAACCUUGUUGAGGAUGGCUCGUUGUCAGGCUCAAAAAGCCUCAAAUUUGCCUGGAUGGCCAACAAUUUUUCAACACUGGUAUUGGUCAGCCUGUUGCAUGCUUUGGUGUGUGUUCCCAAACAAGGACCAGUUGCGCUCUGAGGUGGCUGAUGUUGGUGGGAUUUGUAGGAUGGUAGAGGCAACAGGGGAAAUAGCCUCAGAUCCACAAAGUCCCUUCCACCAGGUGGCUGAUGGGAUACGUUGGCACGACUGCCAUAUUGCAUCCCCAUCCCAAAGCCCUUGCUUGGAAGUGUACUUCACCAGACUGCCAAGAACCUUGCCCUCAUCCAGACCAAGGUGGCGAGACACGGUAGUGAUGACACCAUAGGCCUUGUUGAACUCUGCACCAGACAGGAUGCUCUUGCCAGCAUACUUGGGGUCCAACAUGUACGCUGCAGCAUGUAUGGGCUUCAGGCAGACAUCUUCACGCUUUUUGAUGUAUUUCAGAACUGCAGUUUCUCUGCUUGGAGCAACAGUGGAAACAGUGAAGUCGGCAGGGCAGUGCAGAUUUCUUCUCUUACAUCAGCAAGCAGAGUCUGAACAUCAGACAGGAUGGCAUUGUCUCCCUCAAUCUGUGCAAUGUCUACUGCUAUAGGUUUCAGGAGUUUCAGGCUGCUUACCACUCUCUCCCAAAAUACAUCAUCCAGACUGUGAUAUGGCCAUUUCUGUAAGAGACUCCUUCCCCUCCAGGAGACUGUCAAACAUGAUGACAACACCACCCCAACAGGUGUUGCCGGGCAGCUUCAAUGUGGUGCUCUUAUUCUUCUCACUUUGCUAGAUGAGGUAGAUUGCUGCUAUAACUUGAUGACCCUUCAUAUACCUAACCAUUUCCUUGGCUCUCUUGUAGAGUGUAUCUAUUGUUGUCAGUGACAUGAUGUCAUUGCGGCGCAGAUUCAAUGCACGAGCAGCACAGCCAAUGGGUGUGAUGUGAGGGUAGGACUCCUCCUCUUUAGACCAAGCAGCCAUCAUGUUCGCAGCAUUGUCUGUCACCAGUGCAAAUACCUUCUGUGGUCCAAGGUCAUUGAUGACUGCCUUCAGCUCAUCUGCAAUGUAGAAACCGGUGUGUCUGUUGUCCCUUGUGUCUGUGCUCUUGUAGAAUACUGGUUGAGGGGUUGAGAUGAUGUAGUUAAUUAUUCCUUCCCCACUAACAUUCAACCACCCAUCAGAGAUUAUUGCAAUACAGUCUGCUUUCUCUAUGA